This is a messenger RNA of Monopterus albus (swamp eel), 6422 nucleotides long. Its product is annotated as voltage-dependent P/Q-type calcium channel subunit alpha-1A-like. The record is from RefSeq and is a predicted model, not a curated record. Gene Ontology annotation, cellular component: neuronal cell body; membrane; voltage-gated calcium channel complex. Gene Ontology annotation, biological process: chemical synaptic transmission; calcium ion import across plasma membrane. NCBI's taxonomy places the organism in Eukaryota, Metazoa, Chordata, Actinopteri, Synbranchiformes, Synbranchidae. The coding region runs from base 2091 to 4103 and encodes 670 amino acids. Gene Ontology annotation, molecular function: high voltage-gated calcium channel activity; calcium ion binding. The transcript has 10 exons.
CCCUUGUCUGUAACAUAAUCAGCACAGACAAAGUUCAUUGUAAACACAUUGUUAUCAUAUUAUUAUGAAAAUAGAAAUCUACAGAAUAAUAACAAGUUUACCUUCAUGUCACCAUAUUCUUAUUAUUGCUCUUGUGAUCAACUUGAUGCAUCACUGGUAGAUCACUGUGAGCCUCGGGGGCAGCUGGCCAAACAGCCUGUAGGCACAGGAGAUCGAUCACUCCAUUGUGAAUCAUUGUUUUAUCCAAUUCCGUCCUCCUUUUGUAGCAGACAAGGGGCAAAAGGUACUCACGUUUUGUACUUUUUAUGGUUCCAUAUGGAUGGCACUUAAAUAUGAGUGCCAGUCAAUAAAGGUAUUUAUUCCCCUAGGCUACUUGGCCUUUACAGUCUAAGGUUGUUGUUAUAGGUUAUAUGGGAAAUUACACUUGAUUACAUUAAUAAAUAAAAGAGGUCUACUUGAGUAGUUUAAAAUGUACUGUUUCACCCAGGUUUUACAUCUGUUACUCUCUCUUUCUUGGUGAAUUAUAUUUAUUUUUAACCUCCACCCUUGUCACCAUUCAUCCCCACAUCAAAUGCUGUGUUCCUUUUCUUGUCUUUUUUAGUUUUACCCUCAAAUAGUUUUCCUAAAAGCCUCCUUCCUGAACUAAAAGCUAAUCCCCCAGUAUCCCUGAUCCACAAUCUAACAUGCUUUCCAUUCAUGGUUUUAGGAAAACUUCCCUUACAUCUCAAUCUGUUCCUUGAUAGUUAUUACUUGAAGAUUUUUCCAGAAAGUUGCCAUCUGUGUUAUGCCUUACCUGCCUUUCUACUGUCCCUAAGCACCGUGCCAGAAACCUGAACCUUACCACCGACCUUCCAGUCAGUCUACAGAACAAUGACCUAUCUAACUCCACUGCUUUUAGCCUUCGAUCUGCUCUGUCGUGAAGGGUGACGGCAGAGCCAUCAGGCAGGACAGCAUUUUUACAGGCGCAGCAAAUGAAGUGUGGUGAUGUUUUUUCUUUUCUUUGUCUAUUUUUGGCCUUUUUCUCUUGUCAUUAUUUCUCUAUUUUUUUCCCUUUGAACUUUUCUGGAAGAGGACAUAUUUCUUUUCACCUCCUCGUUCCAACAUACAGCUGGAUUAUGUUCACUCAGAACAUUUUGCAUCUUAGCACAAAACAGUGCUUCCAUAGUGGCCAUCUUUUCUUCAGGAUGCCGCUCUCUCUCACCUAUUAACCCUUUAAUUCUGUGCCCAUUUUUCACACGUUUGACAAUCAGAUAAUUAAUAAUGGAGCUAGUUCCUCUAUCAUUUCAGUCUAGCCCCAUCGCCUAAAAAAAAUUUCUUACUUCCUGCAAGAUUGUCCACAUUAAAACAACUCACAAACUCAUUUUAAUGUCACCCACAGAGGAUGCUUUCAAUGUACGACUGCAAAGCUGCUUGUGCUGUGAGCCAUGUUGCAAAUGCAUUGCAUGCUGCAUGAAAGUCGGAUGCGCAAGACGUUUUUGAGGAAAUAGAUAUUUUAAAAAAGGAGAGGCAUGUAAUCGGUAUGUGGGGGGGGCAUGGUGUGCUGCAUGUCUGGGUUGUUACCGUCUUUGGUCACCAAACAUACACAAAUUCCAGUUUGUCAUCUGUGAGUUGGUGUGUGUCUUUGUAUCAACUGUUACUAAUAUAAACCAACAAGACCUGUAAAGGAUCAAACCAGUAAACGAAAACAAAAUGUUCCUGUCUUUCAGGAUGGUUCCUCGGUUGUUUUUGGUUUACUGGUUUAUCAUCUGGUCUGUUUUACUGUGAACCUCCAUGCCCCCAGGGGGAGCUCUGGAUUAUAGUAGCUGCUGCUCAGCCUGUCCUCCUGUUUUUUUCAGGGAAGAAUGAAGAUUGUAAAUUGAACCAACCUGUGAGGACUUUUGGAAAUCAAAAAACAUAGACGGUUAACUGUUAGGAAAUAACUGAAUAUAAACUCUGGGACAAAUCUAAAAAAAGAGUGUCUUUAUUAAUCACCUUGGUACUCACUAGUUCUUUAAUAUCACAAAAAAAGAAUGAAGUCUGUGAUUCUCUACAGAUGAAUUUGUUUUGGCGGUCUACUGAAAAAUUCAGAUAUGUGCAGUUUGACACUGUAGAUGAGUAGAAACCAGUUCUUACAGAGACUUCUCCGAAUGGACCUGCCUGUGGCUGAUGACAAUACAGUCCACUUCAACUCCACUCUCAUGGCUUUGAUCCGCACAGCGUUGGACAUCAAGAUCGCCAAGGGUGGUAUUGACAAACACCAGAUGGAUGCCGAGCUAAGGAAAGAGAUGAUGGCAAUCUGGCCCAAUCUUUCCCAGAAGGCCCUGGACUUGCUGGUUACACCACACAAGUCAACUGACCUGACAGUAGGAAAAAUCUACGCUGCCAUGAUGAUCAUGGAGUACUACCGGCAGAGCAAGACCAAGCGCUCGCAGGCUCUUCAUGAUGAGCAGAAUCGAACGCCAUUACUGUUUCAGCGCGUGGAGCCACUUUCCGACACCCAGGAUGGAGGUCUGGGAUUCAAUGCCCUCCCUCCACCCGAGGCAACAGAAACUAUCAACACCCUCCUACCGGUGGGGGGGGGUGUCCCAGAGAGCCGUUCGUGGAUGACGGCUCGUGCUCAGGAGAUGUCCCAGAAGAUUGGCAGCUGGAGCCCUGAGGGGCUUACUGAAGAUGGCCUGGGGAGCAUGACCAACUCUCAGACGGUAGAGAUGAAAGAGAUGGGGCAGGAUGGUUACUCGGAUACUGAGAACUUUCCACCAAUGGAAGGCCAUGGCAGGGCCGCUUCCAUGCCCCGCCUCCCAGGCGACAACCAAACUAUCAGUGACAGCAGUCCCAUGAAACGCUCAGCCUCAUCACUAGGCCACAGCCAGUCUGGGCGUGGCCACAGAGACAAAGGAGGGGCAGACCACUACAACAUGGACCGUGUGAUACCCGAGGAGGGGCGAACUUCCAGACAUGGACAUCGGCGAAAAGACCGGAGUCAUCGGGCAUCUGAGAAGUCCCUCUGCCGCUACACAGAGGCUGACACAGGCCUGGGCACAGACCUGAGUACAACCACCCAGUCAGGCGACCUCACAUCCAAAGACAAGGAUCGUGACCGAGAUCGCGGCCGGUCCAAAGACCGUAAGCACCACCACCAUCAUCACCACCACCAUGGCUCUGUGGACAAGGAGCGUUAUGUAGCAGAGCGAGGGGGUGAAUAUGGACACAGACACUCCCAUGACAGAGAGCUUGAGCGGGACAGAGAGAAGGAAAGGGAUCGGCGCUGGUCUCGGUCACCCAGCGAGGGUCACGAGUGCAUGCCGCACAGACAGGGCAGUAGUUCAGUGAGUGGAAGUCCUGUUCCCUCAACAUCAGGAACCAGUACACCACGCCGAGGUCGCCGACAGUUGCCUCAGACCCCUGCAACACCCCGGCCCCAUGUUACAUACUCCCCUGUGGUCCGUAAGGCCAUGCCCACACCACCUGGUGGGCCACAGAGCAGAUCCCCAGCCCCUCGCCGCUUUUCUCCUGAGCCUCCCCAAGUCCAGGGCCCUCCACCCACUGGCCCCCAAGUGGCUCACCAUGGCACACCCCGCCAGGGUCAUCAUCCCCCGGCUCGUUGGGGAGACACAGGUGGAGGGGGUGGCUCCAUGGAGGGGGGUGGCUCCUUCUACACCCAGGACUACCAGGAAUAUGAGCGCCACCAUGAACCACCUGCCUAUGAGCAGAGCCCCAUGCAGGGUGGCAACCCCCACCCACAUGCCCUGACCAACCACCCACUGCCACCUCCCCCACAACCACAGCUACAUAACCCUCAUCCCCUCCCUCCACCACAGCCACAUCCGGUAAACAUACCCCACUCUCAUCCCCCACCCCAUCCACAGCCUAGUCGUACCUCACCUAGAACUGCUCACCUUGCGACCCCUCCCACCACUGCCCUGACUGGGCCUGUACAAAGCCAGGUGCCUGCCGCCCAGCGCCGCCUUCCCAACGGCUACCACUCUUCAUCACCUUCCACACAUCUCCAUGGACCCCCACAUCCUGGGCCUCACAAGGUCCCUCCUCCAGCUGGGCAUCCUAGGGGUCCUCGCAAGGGCCUGCAUGAACCCUACAAUGAAACAGAGGAUGACGACUGGUGCUAGUCUCUGGGGAUGGGGGAGGGUUGUAAGAGGAAAAAGAAUCGGUAGAUGUACUGGAAGAUGAAGAUGGGAAGCUCUGAGCCAGUGCACUGACCUCCAAGGGAAAACAUGACUUUUCUUUCUUGUCCAAUCACUUUUUUCCUUUCCUUCACUGCUUGGCUGGUCCCAGGGAUGGUUGGCUAAAAGAAGGGAUACAGUAGGUGUCAGAAUGAAGGGAUGGAACAAGAAUGCUGAGGCAGGAUCUGGAGAAACAAGUGACAUAAGAGAAGCUAACAAGCUACCUCCAUGUUCUGCUCGCAUUGUUGUUUCAUCAUCUCCUGAUGCCAGAUGAGGUUCACUUCAAGCUGCAGUGUUCAUGGAUACAAACAUGAUGGACAUUACUAGUCUUUGUGUGUCUUAAAUUACACCUCUGGCAAUGAGUUACAGCCACUUAUAAGAUGUCAAGAGUUGCGACUCGACAAAAGACACUUUACUGUCAGAGACAAAAGAAUGACCACUUUUUUUUUUCACUUCUCAUGGCUAACUUCAGAUAACUGCAGAAAUGAUCAAAUCCAACCCUCCCAGCCACCAGUUGAAUAUUGAUGAGUUUUAUCAUCUGUGUUUUUAAAUAAGAACAAAACUGACUAUGAGCCCCUCCACCUAUAUGAGGUGAGAAGGCUAAGUGGGUGGGAGAGUUGGUGAGAGUUGCUUAGGGUUGACAAGUUAAUUGGUCAAAAUCUAGAGGACAGGGUAGGUGUUUUGGGGAUGCUUACUCCUGUUCCUGGAGAACACCCUCCUCCAAGUAACAAACUAUUUAACCUUCCCCCACUUACAACCACCGAGAAAAGAAAAACAAAAAUGUGUAGAUGGGUUUCAGAAAAAAAAAAAACACAAUACAGAAACUGUUUUCUGCAGUAUUUCUUCUAUUCCUGCAGCUGCUUCUUCUUCCUUCUACUUCUUCAAAACAUUGAAGCUUGAAUCUUCAGUUGCACCCCUCACAGCUUCAGUUUUUACACUUACGGAGCUGUGCACCCUGUGGAAUACUGCAUGAAUAAUACUAAAAAUAAUAAUAGCAACAAUGAGAGAGAUUUUUCUCUGUCCUUUCUGUCGUGGUCUAUAGGGUUUCUCUGUUUUUUAGUGAAAAUGCCUUUCUGUUUCUCUCUCUCCCUCUCUCCUCUGUGUGACAUCCCUCUCUCUGUACCUUCAUUUACACAAAAAUUAAGUGGCAGAAGGAUAUAGGGAGACUGGAAAGUUACUGUAUGUACCAUAUAUGUAGAUGGAACAAAAUGAUAACAUUUUGCUUGCUUGUCUGUAUGUUCUGUGCCAAAUGUCUCCCACUGAUACAAGUGGAAUUGCACAUAUUUUUUGUGGAAGUAAUUUUUUGUAACUAAGGUGAUAAUUCUAAAAUGAUAAUAUCGGGAAGCAGGGUAAUGUGGAUGAAAGUGUAGUGUCCAUAUUGGUUUAGAAAUGUUCCCAACUCAGUAACAUCUCAAAGUCUUCCAGGGUUUGGGGUUAAAACAUACACAUCAGAGAGAAAGAGACUAAUAGGAAGGCAGAGGAAGGAGAGAAACUCUUUGUUUUCUUUGUUAUUGAGUGUAGUAAUGGGUAAACAGAUAUAUAAAAAUGCAUCAUGAUAAUGAGGCAGAUUCUCCAUAGCUGCUCCUAUAUUUUGUUCUGUAUGGUGGUUUUAUUUAGAGCUCAGCCAAUAAUUUUUUCUCCAACCACCGCUGCAUUGUGGGAAACCACGUUUGCAGGAGUUUAAACUAUCUGAGAUUGCUAAAAGCAGUAAAUAGGUCUUCUUUCUUGCCUGUCUUUUUUUUUUUUAAAGCUUGAAGCUAUGUAGAGUUUAAACAGUCGGUGGAGAACCCCCUUUAAAAUAUUGCCCCUUAACACAGCAGUGUCCAGUAAGUUUCCGCAUUUAAAUGGAUGUGUCAAGCAGAGUUCCACCACCACUUGUGACCUUCAGGUGGCGCUGUAUGACAAACAGUGUCUCUCUGGUUUUUGUACCUCUCCCUUUACCUCACUUCUGAUUCUGAGUUUUUAUGCAGGAUCAGGGCACCAAGAAUUUAGUUUAGCUCACUGUCUCACUAGUAUGCCACCUCAUCUGUGUUCACCAUGUGUAAACACAUGCAGCUGAGUUGCACAGUUCAGAUGGGUUGGAAAAAAGAUCUCUGGGACUUGUCAUGGUCCUGGUAAACAUCUGUAUCCCACGUGUAACACACACCACUGUCAGUCCCCCAGAAUAAUGUUUUUUUUUUUUUAUUUAUUUGUUUAAUCAUUGACCUUUGUUUUACCUGGAGACCUAUCACAAGUUUACCAGAGAAUGCACCGAACAAAUUGAAA